GGCGGGGAGAACUUGACGGUCAUGCAGCGGCGGUGAUCAUAAGCGAUGAAUAAAGGCGAGCGUAUUGAUAAAGCGCAGAUAACACACGGUCAGUUAUGGCCGUAUGAUGGUUAGAGCUAGGUUCCUUCCGGAGCCAACAGUAAAGAAGAAGAAGCACACUGUCAUGAUCCGUACAUCGCUGAUCGUCACGUGUUGCUAAUCGUGAUUUUUUGUUGCAUCAUUCACGACAUCUGUUUAUUUUUGAGAUUGCGUAAUACGUGUCGCGUUCUCUAGAGGUGUCAACUAGGUGGAGAUCAGACAAGCGCUAUUGUCUCGUUCGCGCGGAUAAAAUAAGCAAUAACUCAAUAAUGGAGAACUACACAUCCAGUGAUUGCAGUGACUCCGGUGACUCCAGUGAUUCGGAUUUUAACUUGAAGACACUGGACUUAUCAUAUCUGUCAAUGGAUAAUGAAGUGCUGGAUAAGGAAUUUCUCAAUACCAAGUGUCCAGAACACAUAGAUGCUCUGUUUUUGACUCAGAAUCGCCUCACAAUUCUUCCUGCUAGCAUCAGCAGAUUUACCGGUCUAAGUUCUCUUGACAUUUCGAAUUGUGGCCUCACCAAGUUGCCAGAUUUUUGGACUGGUUGCCUUUUAACCUGUUUAAUUGCAAGACACAAUAAUUUGACCAAUGAUGGAUUAGUUAAGAGUUUUGAAAAUCUAACUAGUCUGAGAGAACUCAAUCUAAGCGGUAAUAGACUAACGGAAUUUCCUACUCAAGUACUUCAUCUAAGUGUCUUAAGAUACCUUUACCUUGGUGGCAAUCUCAUCAGUGAAAUUACCAAGGACAUCUGGAAGCUGCAAGGGCUACAUGUUUUGUCACUGGGAGAUAACAGAUUGACGGAAGUGCCGUCCACUCUCGGACGAUUGACAACCCUGCAGGCUCUUGUGCUCUUCAACAAUAUGUUAGAGAGCUUACCAAGCUCGAUAGCCAAUUUAACAAACUUGAAGACCUUGGCACUUCACAAUAACAGAUUAAAAACACUGCCUACCGAGAUAAUAACAUUAAAUUGUCUUAUAGAGUUAUCUUUACGAGACAAUCCGCUGGUAGUAAGAUUCGUGUCCGACAUGACGCAUAAUCCGCCCUCGUUGUUGGAGUUGGCAGCGCGCGUCGUCAAGACUCGCGACAUUUGCUAUGAUAAUGAGAGUAUACCGCUUAACCUAGUGCAGUAUCUCAAUAGCGCCCAUCAUUGCGUUAAUCCUAAAUGUAAAGGUGUUUUCUUCAACAAUCGCGUGGAGCAUAUCAAAUUUGUCGAUUUUUGCGGCAAGUAUCGCUUACCGCUAUUGCAAUACUUGUGUAGUAGCAAAUGUAUCGAGCCACGCGACAACGCCGAAGAAUUCGUGAGUGGUGCUAUGAUAAGGAAGGUCCUUCUUGGCUGAUGAAAGAAAUCUUAUAUUUUUCUGUACUGCUUGAAAGCUACUUUUCAUUAUCAUUUUCUUUCGUUUAAUGAAAAUAAUCUUCAAUUUGUAAAAAUUGCUGUUGAUCCGCGAUGUAUUGUAAACUUGGCAUUUAAAGAAUAGUGAAAGCAAAAGAAUAGUGGAUUUUGUAGGAACCAUUUGUAAAACACAUUGUGUUACACAUUAUAUAAGCUUAUAUAGAGAUGUGUGAUGUGUUUUACAUGUGUCUUUUUUUCCGUAUCAAAUGUAUAUUAUAGCAAAUGAUGUAUAUUAGCGAUGAUAUUAGGUGCAAUUUGAGAUAAAAACUGAUAAAUAUGGCUUGAUAUAAUAAA
Linepithema humile (Argentine ant) is the source of this 1765-nucleotide messenger RNA. Its product is annotated as leucine-rich repeat-containing protein 58. Lineage: Eukaryota; Metazoa; Arthropoda; Insecta; Hymenoptera; Formicidae. The record is from RefSeq and is a predicted model, not a curated record. Gene Ontology annotation, biological process: signal transduction. Gene Ontology annotation, molecular function: protein binding.